AUGAUCACCAAUGACGACCCAAUUACCGAUGGUAUGCUUUUCCGCAAAGGUGACUUUCGCGAUACCAUCCCACUUUUCGCUAGUACGCCUGUAGAUGUUCGAUUCUAUACGGCUGACUACGCCGGACCUAUGAUGCUGCACUGUCACAAUCUUGGACACGAGGACAAGG
Messenger RNA from Sphaeroforma arctica JP610, 169 nucleotides. RefSeq lists its product as hypothetical. Gene Ontology annotation, molecular function: oxidoreductase activity; copper ion binding. Lineage: Eukaryota; Ichthyosporea; Ichthyophonida. The annotation marks the transcript as partial. The transcript has a single exon. The record is from RefSeq and is a predicted model, not a curated record.